Messenger RNA from Neurospora tetraspora, 1134 nucleotides. RefSeq names its product WD40-repeat-containing domain protein. Gene Ontology annotation, molecular function: protein binding; chromatin binding. The coding region runs from base 1 to 1134 and encodes 377 amino acids. The record is from RefSeq and is a predicted model, not a curated record. NCBI's taxonomy places the organism in Eukaryota, Fungi, Ascomycota, Sordariomycetes, Sordariales, Sordariaceae. Gene Ontology annotation, cellular component: Set1C/COMPASS complex. The transcript is spliced from 2 exons.
AUGUCGUCAACACCGAUGGACAUUGACGAGCCCAGCGCAGGAACACCCUCCCUGAACGUUACUCGGUUACUUGGGCCUAAUGGGCCCAGUACCUCCAAGGUCAGCGAGGUUAUCAAGAAUUUCAGGCCGACAAAGUUCUUCCAGAGAGACGACGUUAAGGAGGGUAGGCCGCAGCCAUAUGUUCUCUCGAUCGACUUUGACGACCCUGGCGAGCUAUGCAUGACCUCCGAAAGCGAUGAGACCAUCCAGAUAUAUAACGUUAGGGAAGGUCGGCAUGAUAAGAGCUUGCUGAGCAAAAAGUACGGCGUCAAGCACGCGAAGUUUACACAUUCCAGCUCGGGCAUCAUCUAUGCGAGCACGAAGCAAAACGACGCAAUCCGCUAUCUGGCAACCCACGAUAAUACGUUCAUCCGUUACUUCGAAGGCCACGAGGCUUCCGUUACCAACAUUGCUCUCCACCCCGGCUCCGACAACUUUCUUUCGUGCAGUCUUGACACCACAGUCAGGCUCUGGGAUCUCAACAGCAGGACCUGGGUUGCCCGAUUCCACCUCACCAACCCCACCCUAGCGGCCUGGGAUCCUGCCGGCCUUGUCUUUGCCAUCGCUCUACCAGCCAGCGCCAGCAUCCUCCUUUACGAUUACCGCAACUACGUGAAACCGUUCAAAACCAUCGACGUUCUGAAGGAGAAGGGGCCGGCCGAUGCGGAAGCUGUCUUCAGAGGCUGGACGAAGCUCGAGUUCUCCAACGACGGGAAGCAUCUCCUUUUGGGAACACGAACCGGCGGACACUUCCUCUUUGACGCUAUUGACGGAAUCCUAAAGGCAUACUUGCGAAAGCCCCAAGGCGGCACCAGACGGCCAGCCCCUGGCGAAGCUGAUGGUGGGAGCGGUGCGCUAGAGAGCAGUGGAGACUGUUGCUUCACAGCGGAUGGACGAUAUGUCGUGUCAGGCGCGGCCAAGGAUCUGUUGGUUUGGGACACAAUGCAAACUCCCAACAACAAGGUCCUGGAACCACAUUUCCUUCCCCAGGGAGGAAAGAAGGAACCAGUCCUUGUGCAGUACAAUCCACGGUUCAACAUGAUUGCCACGGCGGAUAAGGAGCUUAUGUUUUGGCUGCCGGUUUCCGAUUCAUAG